AUGUCUUUGUGGCUCUCAAAACACCUCAGGAGCCUGAGUUCCAGAGCUCCCUCUGCAAGCAGCCCAGCCCAUUUCCUCAGGAAUUUGGGUACUCGUUGGGCAAGUGCAUCCUGUGGUGGUGAGGCCAGGGCCCAUAAUAAGUGGCAAAAUUCAGUUUACGCCCAAAAAACCACAUUGCCUAAGUUGAACGUCAGUAUCCGGAAGUAUGGAGCCCCCUUAUUUGCUGGCAGCAACGGAUGGCUGUAUCGUGGUAGCAUGCCAUACCGCCUUUUCUCCAAGUCCAGCAUCCAGGGUGGUGUAAGUACCAAAGAUAUUCUGUUUCCAUGUAAUUUGGGUGAUCUUUAUACCGCUGGAAUGUUUAGUGAUGACUCUGUUAGAACAGACUCCAUGUUUACUCAUGAAGACAGGAAUGCACUUAGCGCUACUGGCCGUUCUUCUAUCAUUUACAGGAAAAAUGCUCAAGAAUCCCCCUUUUUGAAGUUGAUGGCUCAAAAGGCUAAGGGGAUCUUAAAAGUGUUCUCUAGUGACUCGAUAGAAAACAGCGAGGAACGCAAGCACUUAUUGUCUCUCGUUGAAAAGCUCCCAUGUCGUCUCCCCGGCAUCUCAUCGCCAACAAGCCAAGAUCACUGUCAUACUACCAAUGAUGAGGCUCGUUAUAUGAGCCAUGCACAAAGUGGGGAUAUCACUAGUUUCACUUUGCUCUCUGACGAAUCUUCUGGUCUUGACUGGCUCGGAAAUGCAGAAGAUGCAGUAUCUAUCAAUUGGCACGAAACAACGCAGAAAAAACAGGACAGUGCCACAGUCCAUGAGAAAAACCUAAUCAAUGAGAUGUUUAAUGAUUUGAUUGCGCAUGACACUAAAUGUUUUGUGCCAGCCUCAAAACUAGAAGUUCUCCAAAACUUUUCAAGUCUUGAACCAGAAGAACAGAAACGUCUGGCCUUUUUCUUAGGAAUUUUUCCAAUUUCAUGGGAAGCGUCUAAGAAUACUCUUCAAGGCGCAGAGACUCCACAAUUGAUAUACUUAGAUCUCGAUCUUCCGGAAUCCGACUUAGAUGAUUGGGACUUGCAUGCACUGUUGAGAGAGAGUAUCUCUCCUUGUUCUGAGGAAGUUGCACAUACACAAAGUGACCUCUUAAAGAUUGACACAGGGACCAUUAUGAAGAUAACUCUGGACAUUCCAAUCUUUCUGAGGUGUGAAAACAGAGAAAUGAUGUCCACGAGCUGCCAGGAUGGAACCACCGACCUUGUGCAGUCGAGACUCGAUUCUAUUAUCAGGUUGACAGAGUCUGAUCACGAAACCACUGAAAGUGUCAUAGCUCGUGAAAAUGUGUUGGAACUUAAAGAUCGUGGCUUCGACUGUCUCAGCGCUGCGGAAAAAAAUGACCUUCUGUCUUCAACUGGUACAUUUGAUUGGGAUCAAUUGAGCUUUACCGAAUCCGCCACUUUAAUUUCUUCGAGGCUUUUCUGGACCUCACUUGAUUCUGAGAUCGAUGAUGGCUUUAGUUGGGUCUACUCUCCCGUGCUUCAGUUGAAGGAAAAAAUUGUAAAAACAGAUACUGGCCAUUGGACGACUCAAAACCAUGACGGGAAAUCAGAUAAUGGCUCAAUUUUAAACCCUGAAUUCCAGCAGGCUAUUGAUUUGGAACAUACUGAAUAUGCAUACUUGAGCCUUGAAUUGCCUGGUUUGGCAGAAAUCUCACACGAAAAUCCUACAAAUAUGGAGCUUACAUCAUGGUUAAUUCUUUACCAGGACUUAUUACUGGGAUAGGGUCAAUAGACAAAGCUAAAUGUAGAUUUAUACUUAGUCUGACAAACACUAAUAAUUCUGACCUGUUGGCAUUUAACAACGAG
This is a messenger RNA of Metschnikowia bicuspidata var. bicuspidata NRRL YB-4993, 1850 nucleotides long. RefSeq lists its product as uncharacterized. NCBI's taxonomy places the organism in Eukaryota, Fungi, Ascomycota, Pichiomycetes, Serinales, Metschnikowiaceae. The record is from RefSeq and is a predicted model, not a curated record. The coding region runs from base 1 to 1767 and encodes 588 amino acids. The transcript has a single exon.